UCUAGAGAGCGGGCGGGCCCCGAGCGCGCCGGAGUCGAGGUGGGCGUUCGUUUUCUUACUGCAGUCGGGACCACCAGAGUGCUGGAGACCGCUUGGCCCUGCUGGUCAACGAAGGACUGCCGCCAUGCACUGCCUCGGACCCGCGUGCGGCUCCGGAGGCCUUGGGUAACCUCGGCGCCAGAGGUCAAGCUUCAUGACCAUAUCUGUACUUCUGCUUCCAACCCAUUCCAACUGCAACUGACUAAGAAGUAUGCAGCCGGAUCCCGGCGUGGUGGCGAACACCUUUAAUCCCAGCACUCAGGAGGCAGAGAGGCCCAAAUUAAGGAAGCUGAAGAAAUGUUGUGUCAAGACAGCUUGUGCAGACAAGCUGUGAGCAUUCCCAACAGACAGGUUGUAUGCUUACUGGGAGGGAGCCAUCCACUGUUGGGAAAGUUGGAACCUGUGGAUUCCAUGCCAGAGUUUCAAAGACAGUUGUGCUGUAACCCACAGAAAGUAUUUCCCCAGCCUCAUAAUGAAGACCUAGAUAAACAUAAAAUAUCUCAAGGUUGCCUAGAGAGAGAAAUGGAACAAGUAACGAAGAGGUUGGGGGUGGCUAUAGAAGAGGUCCGGAGGCUUGCUGCUGGCCUACAGGUGGAAGAGAAAGAGCAGAAUGAAUUAGAUUUUGCACUUAAGAAAGCUCAACUAGAAAUUGAGAAAUUGAAAGAAAAUCUGAUAAAACUGAAAGAACGUGAUAUACUUGACCUACAGAAAGCAAAAGGACAUAAUCAGAGACUGGAUGAGGAAAUUCUGGCCUUAAGAAACCGGGUUCGGUUACUUGACUCAGAAAAAAAAGUGCUUGAAGAAAUGGUUGAAAAACUCAAAGGAGAGCUGUGUGAAUCUCAAAAGAAUGAAAAACUUGGAAAUCACUCCCCUAGCAAAAACAUGGAUGUUGAAGAGAAAAGAAAGAUAUUGAAAAUGAGCCCAGAAAAUAUUAAGAUAUUUGAAAGUUAUUUGUCAGAAGAGAGAGAGAAGAAAAAGCAAUUGAUAUCUGACUUUCUUACUAUACAGAAGUCCUUGAAAGUGGAUAGUGAGGAAUUUCAAAAAUCAAAGUCAGAACUUAUGUGUCUUUAUAAGGAAAUUCAAAGUCUUCCAAAGGCAGCAGAGAGCAGAGAGCAAUUUUUAAUAGCAUAUGACCUGCUACAAAAAGAGAAUUCUGAAUUAGAAGCCCAGGUCUUGAAGUUUUCACAAGAAUUGGAAAAAUUAAAUCACUUCACUAUAGGGGAUAAAAGUUCUAACUUAAUUCCAAGUGAAAAUACCUGUGAAGAGCUGGUGUCUAAAGUGCCAGUUUUGGAAGUAGAGAUUCUGAGCCCGAAUGAAGACAGAAAGGCAUUCUGUUCUGAGUCAGGAGACGGUCAGCAGAAGGACGUUGCAGGGGAGACAGUAAAGGAGGGCACUUUUCCAAGAGAGGGGCAGAAGGAGGCCUCACAGCAGGAUGGAGACAAGAAAGGUGACGAACAACAGUUGGCCAUGAAACCCAAGGAAGCUGUGAAGCCUGGAGAAGACCCAAGCCUUCGGUCCCAGAGCUGUGUUAGUUCAGAUGACAGCAGCACCCAGUAUCUAAUAUCUGGAGAAAAGCUGAAAGGCCAGCAGCAGGAGGAAGUACAACAGCUUCGCCAGAAUCUGCACCGCUUCCAAAUUCUUUUUAACUCUGCAGAAAAAGAGCUUCGAUAUGAGCGAGGAAAGAACUUGGACUUAAAGCAGCAUAACAGCUUCCUGCAGGAAGAGAACAUUAAGAUGAAACUUGAACUCAAGCAGGCCCAGGAGAAAUUACUAGAUAGCUCCAAGAUGUACUCGUCACUCACGGCAGAGUGGAAGCACUGUCAGCAGAAAAUCAAGGAACUGGAGCUGGAAGGACUAAAGCAGGCUCAGAGCAUUAAAUCCCAGAACUGCCUGCAGGAAAAGCUGGCUCAGGAGAAAUCAAAAGUUGUCUCUGCAGAGGAAAAGAUUUUGGAGCUGCAGCAGAAGCUAGAACAUGCUCAUCAGAUCUGUCUCUCAGACACCUGUGCUUUGCGGAAGACCCAGCUGGAGGAGAGGCUCAAAGAAGAGAUGGACAGUGAGGCCAGGCUACAGCAGCAGUGCAAGGAAGAACGGCAGGAAAGGGUACGUCUAGAUCAGGAAAUAAAUGAGCUCACAAGGCAAGUGAGAACCCUGCAGGAGAAGGAGAACCAAAGGGAAGUGUCCAGUUCCCAGCAACAAGAGGCUCUGCUUAAACAACUGGAAAAUGAGAAGAGAAAAUGUGAAGAGCAUAGCAAGAACAACCAGGAACUGUCAGAGAAGCUGUCUGGGCUCCAGCAAGAGAAGGAAGCUCUGUGGAAAGAACACGGACGAUUUUUGGAGCAACUUAGCGAGUAUGUGAGAAGCUACAAUGACAAACACCACUACCACAAAGCCAAGCUUCAAAAGAUCAAGGACCAAUUAACUCGUGAAUUAGAAAGACGAAAUAAAAGGAUCAAACAACUUGAAGAUGAAACUGGAAAGUUACAACAAAAAGUUGAAACGGACAAGAUUUUCCAGGCCCAGGUCAUUGCCCAAAAUGACAUCCUGCUCCUAGAGAAAAGGAAGCUUCUGGAACAAGUCACAAAUCAAGAAGAACUGAUCAGCAGCAACAGAACCACAAUCUCUUCUGUGCAAAGCAAAGCAUUCUACCUGGAUAAAGAAAAUAGGCAGUUACAAGAAAAUUGUUUCCGGCUCAUGCAGCAAAUUGGUCUCUUAGAGCGCAUCAUCAGGAGCAUCCAGAUUCGCCGAACAGAGGAAGCAACAAUUAGUGACAUCCCAGCAUUGGAAAUAUUCAGUAAGAUACUACCUUUACGAAGCUCCAGUUUCAUACCAACAGAUGUGGUGGAAUCCAUUGAAAAUUUCGAGGAGACUGAGAAACAUAAGUCAGAAGGAGCAACAGCAGCUCCCGUCCCCGAAUCUCCAUCGUGUUCACAGAAUUUUGAAACUGGAUACAUGAAUGUGACUUCUCAGAAAGAUGCUCACAGCACGCCAGAACAAGACUAGAAGUCAGAACCAUAAAGUCACUGGUGUCCAAAACUACAGAUCUAACCUGCCAACUCAGAACAGGAUGUGAACAUGGAAUAUGACUUGGCAGUUUCUACAGAGCCCCACUAGACAUCAAAAUGGCUAAUAAAUUCAUUGAAUAAUUUUUAAAAACA
This is a messenger RNA of Jaculus jaculus (lesser Egyptian jerboa), 3194 nucleotides long. It is a transcript of the gene Ccdc30, whose product is annotated as coiled-coil domain containing 30. The coding region runs from base 337 to 3039 and encodes 900 amino acids. The record is from RefSeq and is a predicted model, not a curated record. The transcript is spliced from 21 exons. NCBI's taxonomy places the organism in Eukaryota, Metazoa, Chordata, Mammalia, Rodentia, Dipodidae.